AGUCUUCAACUUCAUGGUUUUGCUCCCUCUCGCUCUCUCUCCCUCUCCCCCUCUCCCCCUGUGCAUGUCUUUGUACUCUUCAGGACUCCCAUGGCCAAACCAAAGGCUCCGAGACGAACACUUGAGUCUUACACGGUCAAACACAUCAACAAAACCAUCCGAGGCGGGGACUGCGUCCUCAUGCGGCCGUCGGAUCCUUCGAAGCCGUCCUGCGUGGCGAAGAUCGAGCGGAUCGAAGCGGACGGCCGUGGGACCAACGUGAAGGUCCACGUCAGAUGGUACUACAGGCCCGAGGAGUCCAUCGGCGGCCGACGUCAAUUCCAUGGCUCCAAGGAGGUUUUCCUAUCUGAUCACUACGACGCACAGAGCGCCGAUACCAUUGAGGCCAAGUGUACGGUCCACUCCUUCAAGAGCUACACCAAGCUCGAUGCCGUCGGGAACGACGACUUCUUCUGUCGUUUCGAGUACAAUUCCUCCACCGGAGCUUUCAAUCCCGACAGAGUCGCCGUGUAUGUAAGCGAAUAAUUCGGGUUUUCCCCCUUUUUUUAAAAGUUUAUUGUUAUUGUUUGAGUUACUUUUGAAAAAGGAGGGUAGGAGACUCUUUUUAUCAUUAUCUUUUGUUUUAUUUUUUAAAGGUUUCCUAUCUUCGCCUCAGUAAUUCAUGAUUCCACUUAGACAUACGUACGUGUGUAUGAAUUUUUGCUGAAAAUGUAUGGGAUCGUAAUGCCAAAUCCCAGUAGCUUUCUAUGGAAAGGUUUCCAAGUUAAUGCAACGGAUGAAAGAUUUACUUGUUAAA
Messenger RNA from Carya illinoinensis, 796 nucleotides. Its product is annotated as chromatin remodeling protein SHL-like. The coding region runs from base 91 to 525 and encodes 144 amino acids. The record is from RefSeq and is a predicted model, not a curated record. The transcript is spliced from 2 exons. Gene Ontology annotation, molecular function: chromatin binding. NCBI's taxonomy places the organism in Eukaryota, Viridiplantae, Streptophyta, Magnoliopsida, Fagales, Juglandaceae.